Molecule: messenger RNA, 3165 nt
Organism: Hypoxylon fragiforme
Lineage: Eukaryota; Fungi; Ascomycota; Sordariomycetes; Xylariales; Hypoxylaceae
Exons: 2
Coding region: 545-2875 (776 amino acids)
Source: RefSeq, a predicted model, not a curated record
UAUAGGUAGUAACCGUAACCCUACACUCCUACACAAGUACAUACCUACAUGGCAGAUUCCAUGCCAAGCUGUCGAAUAAGCGUUCAGAUAAUCGAAAAAGCUUGACAUCUCGGCUCCACUCAGUCAGGGGGGUCCUAGUCUUUGCAUACUAACCUGUCUAGGCACUUGCGCGGGUGAUGGCAUCGUGGACAGCCGUGGAGAAAGUUGGGGAAGCUGGGGAUAGCUAGCUUGGCCAUCGUUCUUCUAAGGACUAGGAAGCUAAGCUAAAAAUUAGCUACCCAUGUGGGUGGGUUGGUGGGAGAUCCCAAGAAGGCAUAAUGUCCGGAACACUCUCCUCAUGCCGCACGGGGAGCAAAUUCCAUGUGAUAUCAAGUGGACGUGAGAUCGAGGUUGGAGACUUGGUUGUCCAUAUCAUCGACCGUCCCACCUCGCUCGAUCCGUCUUAUACUCCCAUGGUCAAGCUGCACCGAAGCUUCAACCCCGAGAGAAAGAGAACGACACCGCGGGAGCACCUUCAACAACUACCUCCUCCUCAAUCUUCGCCAUGUUUUUCUUUAAAUUCCUCAUAGUUGCUUUGGCGCCGGCAACUCUCAUUGCUGAGAGCGCGCCAAGGACGGCAUCGUCACCGGAACUAGACCUUGAUGCAUUGCUUGCAAGACACAACUUAGCAUUGGUUCCUCGAUCAGACCUUACAGAUGCCUUGACUGAGCUCAAUGGUCUCCUCAGAAAAAACAAAGCCCAGCAGCAAAAGGUUCCUCUGUAUCCACGGCAAAGCAACAAUGACACCAACUCUGGCUCAAGCUCGAGUUCAGGCUCUAGCUCAAGCGGCGGCCUUGAUCUUGGCGAAAUUUCGGGACUUGGUGAUCUAGGUUCGAUUCUUGAAAGUUUGACGAAGCUCGUCACACAACUAGGUGACAUCGGAGGUUAUCUCUCGGCCCUUCAGCAGUUGUUGAGCGAUGAGUUCUUGCAGGCCCUGCACGACGCCAUGGUGUAUCUGGCUGACACACUUCGUCCUCCCAUCCCAUCCAUCACCAGAAACAUUCUCACCAAGACGGAGCCUUUGCUCGACUUGAUCGGGUCUUUGGACCUGGAGGGUAUCAUAGAUGAGAUCAAGGGCAUUGACUUGAAAGGCAUUCUUAAUGCUCUAUCUCCUCUACUGCAGCCUGAUGCCAUCAAGAGCGUCGUGAACCUGCUGAACAAUGCUGGGGAACUUCUGACAGCAGACACCGUCAAGGCGCUGAAGUCAUUGCUUGCCAGCGCACAGCCCCUCAUCGACAGCCUGGGAGACCUUGACCUUAAGGGAAUUCUCGAUGCUUUUGCGCCAUUACUCACGGCGGACUCCGUACAGGGAAUAGUUGGUCUGCUAGGGAAUGCCGAAAAGCUCCUCACGUCAGAUUUCGUCGACCAGACCAAAUCUCUAAUUUCUGGAGCCGGUCCUCUCCUAGCUAGCCUCGGCAAGAUUGAUCUGGAAGGAUUAAUCGAUCAGAUAUCCCCUAUUCUGAACGAGCUCGGCCAACUUGACCUCAAGGGUCUGUUUGACUCCCUCAGCCCAUUGCUCACGUCAGAUUCUAUUAAGGGGAUCAUUGGGCUUCUCGGAAACGCAGAAAAUCUCCUUACUGGCGACUUUGUGGAUCAAACCAAGUCCCUAAUCUCAGGGGCAGGGCCUCUCCUGGAUAGUCUCAAGGACAUUGAUCUAAAAGGCCUUCUAGACAAGGUCGCGCCGCUCCUUGACAGCCUCAGCAAGAUCGACCUUCAAGGGCUCCUCGCGGCUGUUGAGCCAUUACUGACGCCUGAUUCGGUUAAGGGAAUCGUUGGACUCUUGGGCAACGCCGAAGACCUGCUGACAGCUGAUUUCGUUGACGAAACUAAGACGUUGAUAUCCGGUGCCGUCCCCUUACUAUCCGCCCUAGGUCAGAUCGACUUGGACAGCCUUAUCAAACAGAUAAAGCCCCUGCUGGAUACUUUGAGCCAGAUUGAUAUUGCCGGCCUCAUCAAGAAGGUAGAGCCUAUCUUAGACGCGGUUAGCCAGAUCGACAUCGCCGGUCUAGUCAAGCAACUCACGCCGAUCUUGAAUGCGGUGGGCAAGAUUGAUCUAAGUGCCCUUGUCGACCAAAUAGAGCCCAUCCUGAACGCUGUUAGCCAAAUCGACAUUGCAGGCUUGGUCAAACAAAUCACGCCAAUUCUAAACGCCUUAGGGAAGAUUGAUUUGACUGGUCUUGUGGAUCAAAUAGAGCCGAUCUUGAAUGCCGUUAGCCAGGUUGACAUUGCAGGUUUGGUCAAGCAGAUCACUCCAAUCUUGAACUCCCUAAGUGAGAUCGACAUCGAAGGGUUGGUCAAACAACUUACCCCUAUUUUGAACGCCGUGGGAAGCAUCGAUCUAAAGGGUAUCUUCGAUGCCCUCUCACCACUGCUCACGCCAGACUCGGUAACUGGCCUGACGGGUCUGGUUGGUAACGCCGAGAAGCUCCUCACCAGCGACUUCGUCAAUGAAACCCAUACUAUCAUUGACGGCGCAGCGCCGUUGGUAGGAGUCCUAGGAGAAAUUGACAUCAAGGGCCUUCUGGACCAGGUCAAGCCGCUUCUCAGCAUGUUAGGCGACAUCGACUUUGCUGGUCUCAUCAAGGCUGUCAAGCCCCUUCUCAAUUCCUUGGACAAGAUUGAUGUCCAAGGAAUCGUCGAACAAAUCACACCUCUAAUCACGCCCACUUCGGUGAAGGGCAUAAUGGAUCUGCUGGGUAAUGCAGAGAGCCUUCUGACGGCUGCGUUCGUCUCGCAAACCACGGAGUUGAUAGGCGAUGCCACACCUAUCGUUGCAACGCUGUCAGACUUUGUUAAUGCAAUCCUUCAAGCAAUGCUUGGGAAUAAUGACGGAUGAGGUCAUGGUUGACCUCAAAAUCAUAUUAAUGAAGGGAAAGAGACACGGACAACCUACGAUGAAUGGUAUGCAUAGUUAAUGAGUAAUAAUGAAUCCUAAUGAAUACCCGUGGCCAAUGAGCCAUAUAGUAUUGCAGCUGAAUACUGUCGGUGACCUGCAGCAAGCUAGCACAUAGGUACCUAAUGAAUAGAGACACCCGAUAGGUGGCCAAGGCUCGAUCAGCUCGGACUUAGGACGGCGGAUAGGUAUGGAUAUUCCCCCUGAUCCACUAGCUACCGGGAUGGAUGUUG